Saprolegnia parasitica CBS 223.65 is the source of this 1204-nucleotide messenger RNA. RefSeq lists its product as hypothetical. Gene Ontology annotation, molecular function: protein binding. The transcript has 7 exons. NCBI's taxonomy places the organism in Eukaryota, Oomycota, Saprolegniomycetes, Saprolegniales, Saprolegniaceae. The record is from RefSeq and is a predicted model, not a curated record. Bases 1 to 1140 code for a protein of 379 amino acids.
AUGUUCUCAUUACGAAAAUUUCGACGGUGGGCGGCGAUGAUGGACGAGCUCCCGACCGAGACCCUGCGCCAUGUCGCGACCUUCUUGGGCAUGCGCGACCUCAAGGCCACGUCCCUCGUCUCGUCGACGUGGCUGCAUGUGGCGACGGGCGAUGCCAGCCUCUGGAAGGCGCAGUUCGUACGCCGAUGGUCGGAGACCAACUUUGAUGUGGCGCACGACGUGCCACUGGUCGUCGCCGCGCCGCUGGUCCAGGCGCUUGGCACGGAGAUGGCGUGCUAUCGCCUGCUGGCGCACGCGGUGCUACCAUUGCCGACGCACGCCGAUGUGGCCGGACAGGCCAAGUUUGUGACGCUCGCACACGAUCGGAACCGUGACAACGCGCCGAUCGAGGUGCAUUAUGCAGGAAGGAACCUCGGUGGCGACCGCUGCAUUCGCGCCAACGUCCCCAUGACCGAGACGCCGCACGCGAUGGUGUAUCGCCAGCGCCAGCUUGAUGGCCGCGAGUUCUAUAUGGUCGGACUCACGUGCGACAACUACUUCGAGGUGACGAUUGGAACCGAGCCGAUGAUCAACCCGCGGCGCCCCUUCAACCUCGACCGCCACUGCGUCUCGGUCGGGCUCUGCAACAAGUCCUUUCGCCUGAAGGGAGCGCAGCCAGGCUGGCGUCGCCACUCGUAUGGGUACCACGGCGACGACGGCUGCUUCUUUCACGCGUCGGCGCGGGGGGAAGCGUUUGGGCCCGCAUUUUCGAGCGGCGACACGGUCGGCUGCGGCCUCGUCCAUAGCAUCCACACCAAUGCCCAUAUUGUGUACACGCUCAAUGGCGCUGUGGUCGGGCGCCCCGUGGCGUGCCUGUCACCCACCGUGUACCCUGUGGUGGGCAUCGACUCGCCGUUUGCAGUGCGCUUCAACUUUGGCCAAGCGCCGUUCCAGUACCAGCAUAUGGACGCGCUCUUUGCUGGCACCGAGGCCAUUUUAAUGUGCACGACCAACCCCGUCGUAUGGGACGAUGGUGAGUGGGACGACGACGACAGUGACGCGGACAUGUCGGACGCAUCCUCGGACGACGAUAACGAGAGCGGGAUCCCUGCGCCAUUCGCUGACCUCUUUCGCGCCUAUCCCAUACUCUACGGCGCCUAGUGGUGUGCCUAAUGUCUUUUGAUUUUCGCGAUAUAUCAUCCAACAUGACGGUGUAAAAAAGGGU